AAGCCCGGCCCAUCAGACCGAACUAGGUUUAGCCCUCCCCUAUAUAAUAUCGCCUCGUCCUCUCGGCCGCCACUCUCCACCGAUCCCCUCACCCCCACCGGCGGCGCACAGCCCGACGACCCGAGCGAUCCUGCGGAGGCGGCAGCCAUGGUGCACGUCAACUUCUACCGCAACUAUGGAAAGACCUUCAAGAAGCCAAGGCGUCCGUAUGAGAAGGAGCGUCUUGACGCUGAGCUGAAGCUGGUUGGGGAGUACGGUCUGCGGGCCAAGCGUGAGCUCUAUCGUGUGCAGUAUGCCCUCAGCCGCAUCCGAAAUGCUGCCAGGGAGCUGCUCACUCUGGAUGAGAAGAACCCCCGCCGUAUCUUUGAGGGUGCGGCUCUCCUCCGCCGCAUGAACCGCUACGGUCUUCUCACUGAGGAACAGAACAAGCUUGAUUACGUGCUUGCCCUCACUGUUGACAACUUCCUCCAGCGCCGUCUCCAGACCAUCGUCUUCAAGAAUGGCAUGGCCAAGUCAAUCCAUCAUGCGCGUGUCCUUAUCAGACAGCGCCACAUCAGGGUUGGAAAGCAGCUCGUCAACAUUCCUUCUUUCAUGGUGAGGGUGGACACUGAGAAACACGUCGACUUCUCGCUCACCAGCCCCCUUGGUGGUGGCCAACCUGGAAGAGUGAAGCGGAAGAACCAGAAGAAGGCCUCAGGUGGUGGUGGUGAUGACGGCGAGGAGGAGGAAGACUAAGCGCUCAGCCUCGACCCGCAUAACUUCCGUUGCAGAAAUGUUGAGAUUGCCUUGUGGAUCUUGCAACGGGAAAUGAUUCAAACUUUGGUUCGUUCUUAGAAACUUAGUGGUGUAGAGCUUUCGUUGCUUCAGAAUCAUUUGGCUAUCGAUUCUAAAAUUAAACUUAUGUUUGUUGGUUUUGCUUGGUUAGUGACUACCGAGCAGAAGAAGUGAACUCAGUGAUGCUGCUUCGUUUUUUGUGAACCAAACGUAUCUUGUUAUUGAUUUUACAGGCCUGGUUCUGAGUUAGUUUA
This is a messenger RNA of Triticum aestivum (bread wheat), 1028 nucleotides long. RefSeq names its product 40S ribosomal protein S9-2. Bases 148 to 735 code for a protein of 195 amino acids. The transcript has 3 exons. Gene Ontology annotation, molecular function: structural constituent of ribosome; rRNA binding. The record is from RefSeq and is a predicted model, not a curated record. Gene Ontology annotation, cellular component: cytosolic small ribosomal subunit. Gene Ontology annotation, biological process: ribosomal small subunit biogenesis; translation. NCBI's taxonomy places the organism in Eukaryota, Viridiplantae, Streptophyta, Magnoliopsida, Poales, Poaceae.